AUGGACCUUGGUCCCUUACUUCGAACUGGCUCAUAUGAUGCUUCCCUCACAGACCCCCAAGACAUUGGUGGAAGGAGGAUGGUGGAAGAUGGCCACAGAGGUGCCUCAGCAGAAGGGAGUCGGCCACCCUUCAACACAAAAGAAAGUUGUCAAAUUGAAUGUCUAAAUGCGAGAACAAUGUAUAUGACAGGAAGAUCAAGUUUAGUGGCACAGGAAAUCAAGAGAUACAACUUGGAAUUUGCUGGCUCGAGCGAAACUAGGGUGCUUGGAUGUGGAAAAGUAAGAAUAGAAGGUGUGUUGUGCAUCUAUUAUGGUAAAGACCAGGAAGAACAUGAGAGAGGUGUAGCAAUAGCUUUGAGUAAGAAAACUGAAAAAAUGUUAGAGCACUAUGAAUGUACUGAUGAGAGAAUAGUCACUAGUAGUUUUCAAGGUAUACAUACAAACAUCACCAUUAUACAGGUUCAUGCUCCUACUGAAGAGAGUGGUGAUGAAGAGAAGGAUGAAUUUUAUGAAAAGCUAACUGGAGUCAUACAGAGGAUUACUAAGGACAUAGCAACAGAGGUCUUAGGUUAUAAGAGAAGUAACAGCAAACUUUGGUUCAGUGAUGAAGCAAAAGCUUUAAGUGAAGAGCAACAAAGGUUGAGAGUUCAAAUGGACGAUGAACAGGACCUAGAGAAGAAGCAACAACUAAAAAGAUGA
Molecule: messenger RNA, 699 nt
Organism: Macrobrachium nipponense
Lineage: Eukaryota; Metazoa; Arthropoda; Malacostraca; Decapoda; Palaemonidae
Product: craniofacial development protein 2-like
Exons: 2
Coding region: 1-699 (232 amino acids)
Source: RefSeq, a predicted model, not a curated record